This is a messenger RNA of Plasmodium knowlesi strain H, 2325 nucleotides long. RefSeq names its product conserved Plasmodium protein, unknown function. Bases 1 to 2325 code for a protein of 774 amino acids. The transcript has 2 exons. Lineage: Eukaryota; Apicomplexa; Aconoidasida; Haemosporida; Plasmodiidae. The record is from RefSeq and is a predicted model, not a curated record.
AUGCCAACUGAAAAUAAAAAUCUUGUGAAUAACGUGAUUUACGAGUGCCAUGGGAAAUUAAAGUUGUACAUAAAAGUAAAGCAGAAAAUUACCAACCAUGGCGCAGUAAGCAAGGAAGUGGAGGAACUGGAAGAGCGUUAUAAAAAGUGUGUAAAUUCGAACCCGGCACAGUUUCGUCAAGUGCAGUAUAUGUACGAUGGUGGUGCUAAGGACGACGCCAAGUUAUUCAGCUGUGCCGACUGCUCCAACGAGGAUAAAAUGAAUAAAGACAUAUUAAAUGGCUUGUUGAGGAGUCACGGAGAAUAUGGAAGUGGCUGUGUCGUCUCAUUUAUUAGGAACGCGAACAAGUCGCACACAUGUAAAUACAACAACGAUGGGGUUAAAAGGAAUGACCCCGUUUAUAGACAUAGCCAUGUGCAAAUAAGAAACUUGGUAGAUUUUUUCUUUAAAAAAAAAAAUGAACAGAAAAGGUACUCAUUAAGAUAUGGCCUCCUGAAUUCACGAAGUUGGUACGACCUUUUACAAAAUUGUUGUGAGAAUAAAAAGUAUUACCAAAAAAUAAAAAGUUGCACUUUAAGGGGCAAUGAAAAAAACAUCAAAAGUAGAAUUAAAAGUGAGAAGGAGAGGAAAUUAAAUAGCUCUUUCCAGAGUGAAUUAAAAGAAUUCAGAGAAAAAACAACCCCAGUAGAAUUUUCAGACCCGCAAAAGUUAAAGGAUAUACUCGACUUUGCAGCAAAAGAGAGGAAAUCCUUCCGGAGUGAUGCUAUAAAAAAGGGAGAACAUUUCUUCUGUACAUUAAUCAGCAUACACAUUAGCAGCGUAAAAGGGAGCGAAGCGCUAAAUAGGGAUUUUGUGAGCGAUGGUGAAAGUGACAUUGUGGGGAGGAACAACUUCUUCUUUGUUAACGUUUAUUGCGGUGGGCAGGGGAAAAAAAAAGAGACAGAAGAGGCUAAUAUUUUUGAAGAGGCUAAUAUUUUCGAAGAGGCUGAUAACGUCGAAGUGAAUAUGGCGCUCGCUCAGUUGAGCAGAUUCGUUAGACAAACCUCCACGGGGGAGGGUUCCCUGGUGAAUGUUUCAAAUUUUAACAGAGUAGCAAAAAUGAUAUGCGAAAUAUAUUGCAAUAUGGCUGACAUGCACUGGAAUGUCCACCUCAACAUGUGCAGCGAUUCUGGUAUGAAGGAAGAGGACGAACCGAUUUUCAAGUUCCUCUGCUCGGUUGAUGCCCCCUUGGAGGAAUUCCUCAAGGUGUACAUAAAUUAUGUAAAGAAAUCCCAAAUGGAAGGAGAAAAUUUGUGGAAAAAAGACGAAGAUGAAAAGGAUGAGAAACACUCAGAAAAGGAGGAAAUGCCACAAAAAUCGGAAACGCUGAAAAGGAUAGAAGAUGCCCUAUUUGGUACUAUUUCCUUGGAUGAAGAAUCCAAAUCUUAUUUAAUAAAAGAAGUGAUUAAUUUACCGGAGCAAUACAUAAACAAAUUGACCUCAUUAAACAAAACACUACAACAUAAUUAUGCCUUCUUUAAGGAAAGUGAAAAAAAAUUGCAACAUAGCAUUGCGCAAAUAGUGGAGAAGCAGAACAAAAUGAUGAAAGACUAUCAGGAGGAGGAAAAAAAAAGAAAAAAUGAAAUAAUUCAAAUUCUUGAAGAAAUAUCAUUUGUCAGCGAACAAAAUAUGCAAAUAAAAAAUGAAAUAGAAAACCAUAGAGGGUUGAAUUUCAAAUAUGCGGAAAUCGAGAAGGAUAGACAAGAGCAGCAGUUGAAGAAAUUCCAGUCAGUCGAUACUAUCCUUGACAGAGAGUUCGAAUCGUUCCUCAAGUUUAGACACGAGUCCUUAGUAAAUAGCGAGAGGGUAGGUAUAUCCAACAACAAAAGGGAAGAGCAAACUGCUGAUGAUGCUAAUUCCACUUCGCAAGCUGCUAUAAGAGAUAUCCAGAAAAAGGACGAAGAACAAUACUUGAAAAAUUUAAACGAAGCGAUGAACCAUGCGGAGAAAAUAUUUCGGGAAACUCAGGACAUGAGGAAAAAGUAUGACGAGGCCAUACGGCAGAGGGCGGAAUUGUUUUCCAUUUUAAAGGACACCGCGAUGAAGUUCAACGAAAGAGCAAAUCUUCUGAUGAACAAUUUUAAAGGCACAAAGGGUUUGAAACUGGUAACCCCCAUAGAGGACAAGUGCGUAAACUUCAUGGAAAAAUACGAGCGCCAAAGCUUAGUUAUAAAUAAUGACAUGCGCGAGUAUAAGGCUCUACUGGAGGAGCUACAGACACGCAAUUUUAAUGAGACACAGCUGCGUUGGAUUCACAAAAUGAAUUCUUUGUCCAGGCAUUUUUAG